Messenger RNA from Solea solea (common sole), 3519 nucleotides. It is a transcript of the gene slc38a12, whose product is annotated as transmembrane protein 104. NCBI's taxonomy places the organism in Eukaryota, Metazoa, Chordata, Actinopteri, Pleuronectiformes, Soleidae. The record is from RefSeq and is a predicted model, not a curated record. The transcript has 10 exons. Bases 506 to 1981 code for a protein of 491 amino acids.
AAACCGGUCGUAUAAUGGAAAGCACGGCCACGCACACUGGCGGUGAUAUUGUUGCCGAUGUUGUGAUUCCUGUACUUAAACAAACAUGAAAUGCGCUCACAGUAUGUGAUUUGAAAACUCUAAUCUCGGUCUGCACUGGUUAUAAGAUAUUUACAACGAUAAUGCGGAGCACAGAUGCUUUUAUUUUGAAAACUAACACCGGAAACGUGAGCGUUUGUUGUGGGUAGUAUUGGCGGAGGGACAGAUCAGCUGGUGUGUGGUUAAGUUUACUGUCGGUUUGCUGAACGUUGGUGCCUCGUUAGCCUCCCGGGAAGGCGAUUCCGCUUUCCUCCAGCUGUCUGACACCACAGCGGCUAAUGUUAGCGAGGACACGGGGCUCUGCGCUCAUUCAGCCCGCGAGUGAGCAUCCAAUUCCCAGCUGACAGCUCCGAGCUACCCUGCUAGCCUAUAGCGGCUAAAUUAGCAAAACACACUGGAAAGCAGGUAAACACUAGUGUCAUCAACCAUGGCAGGUGGAAUCACAGACACUGGGGAACCCUACUCUCCAUUUGUGGGGCUGGUGUAUAUGUUCAAUCUCAUCGUGGGAACCGGAGCUCUGACGAUGCCCAAAGCCUUUGCUACAGCCGGUUGGGUGGUCAGCCUGUCACUCAUCUCGUUUUUAGGGUUCAUGAGCUACAUGACCACCACUUUCGUGAUCGAGGCGAUGGCGGCGGCAAACGCUCAGCUGCGCUGGAAGAGGAGAGAGGAGACUGACGACAGUGACUCCACCAAUGACUACUCGGACGAUGACGUUGUGGUUCGAGGGCGAUCAGAACCCGAGACGAAGCCCAUCUUGUCUGUCCAGAGGUCAGGAGGUCACGUGGAUCACUUCGACAUCGUGGAGCGGGUGGAGAUGGGUCAGAUGGCGUCCAUGUUCUUCAACAAAGUCGGUGUCAACAUGUUCUACAUCUGCAUCAUAAUCUAUCUGUACGGGGACCUGGCCAUCUACGCCGCAGCUGUGCCGAUCUCAUUAAUGGAAGUUGCCUGUGGAAAUCACUCGUGCAGCGCCGGAAGUGUGAAGUACAACGACACGGACACGUGCUGGGGCUCCGUGACAAGGAAAGACGCGUACCGGAUCUUCCUGAGUGUGUUUGCUGUCCUGUUGGGACCCUUCACCUUCUUCAACGCUCAGAAGACCAAAUAUCUUCAGAUCCUCACCUCAUUCAUGCGCUGGAUUGCGUUCACCAUGAUGAUCAUCUUGGCUCUUAUCCGGAUCGGCAAACACAGCGGUGAGGGACAACCACCGGUAGCCUCCUUCUCUGGAGUCCCUAACCUGUUCGGGGUUUGCGUGUACUCCUUCAUGUGCCAGCAUUCCCUCCCCUCCCUGGUGACGCCCAUCUCAAACAAGAAACACGUGGGCAAACUGGUGUUGGCGGACUACGUCCUGAUCCUGUGCUUCUACAUCCUCCUCUCGUUCACCGCCAUCUUCUGCUUUGACAGCUCGCUGCUGCACGACAUGUACACGCUGAACUUCACGGACAACUGCAACGUGCUGGAUAUUCCCGUGCUGCGCUACUUCCUCGGCUUGUUCCCGGUUUUUACCAUCAGCACAAACUUCCCCAUCAUCGCCAUCACACUCUGCAACAACUGGAAGACCCUCUUCCAUCGGGACGGCGGCACCUACCCGUGGGUGGUGGACCGCGUUGUGUUCCCCCUCAUUACUCUGGUGCCCCCAGUCGUGGUGGCCUUCUGCACCCACAACUUGGAGUCCCUGGUGGGCAUUACAGGAGCGUACGCCGGCACAGGGAUCCAGUACAUUAUCCCAGCCUGUCUUGUUUAUUUUGCCAGACGCCACCUGGAGCCUGUGAUGGGCAGAGAUACCAUUAACAAGCACCAGUCCCCCUUCCGCCACGCCUUCUGGGUGUGGUUUGUUGUGCUUUGGGCCAUCUCCUGCCUCAUGUUUGUCUCAGCCAACAUCAUCCUGACCGACACUAAGACAUGAGAACUUCUUAUCUUAAUCUUUUUGGGCCGGUUUCUCUGUACUUGUACUCGAGGCCUUACUUGCUGCUGGUUGGACAGUGUGCCUUUUUAUGGGACUUUUGUUGCAUAGAUUGUAUGUAAUGAAGAGUAAUUUAUCAAAAAUCAAAGGGACCAAAAUGUCAAAUGUUCAUGUUUCAUUCUAAAAAUCUGGAAAGAGAGCACAACAGUAAUGAAAAGGGAAUUUAUUAAAAUCAACUUUUGUCAACAAACACCUGACGGCCUCAGGUUUUCACACGGUUUUUAACGUAGAGUUUUGCGUCCGUCAUUGGUUUUUAAACGCUUUUUUGUUUUAUUUGUUGAAAUCCUCUUUUUGUUUUGUUUUCUGCGACAAAAAGGUAGGAGGAGUCUGGAAAUUCUCUCAAGGGCAGGUUACAAUGCAACCUGUAGAUCCCCAUUCCCUGCAGUCUGGUCUUCUUGUCAAAACUCAGCUGUCAAGAUUCUCGUAUAGCUUUAGCUUUAGCUUCAUCAUAGGGAAUUACAUAGGUAGGCAGGUCGGUAAGUGACAGGUACGCUAGCAAAUUAUUUUAUUUGUUUUUUAACAAAAUACUUAAGGAUAUGCAGGAGGAUUUCAACUAAUUGGAUAAAACACAUUUUAGAAACCAAUUACGGAAUACAGCUAUACAUAAUUUGGUUAAAAAAAAUGAUAUAAAUGUGCUUCAAAUGACCAAUUUCCUUUAGAAUGUGCUCGUACAAAGUGCAGAAAUGUUCAGAUUGUCGAGAGUGUUUCAUCUGGAAAGUUGUAGAAAUCGCCAGACAGCGUUUUGUCGGAUGCCAUUUAUUCGAUACUCUGCUCAGAUGAAGCUGCAGGAAAGUCGGUGUGUAUUUGCUGAGUGAAUCACUGGACCUUCGGCACAGAAUGUUCCAAUAAAAAUAUGUGAGAGCCAUUGAAAGAGCCAAGUGGCGACAAGAAUAAGAGCCUGUCGCGUCCAGACUCGCGUCGGUUGCCGUCGACGCAGCUAAAUAAUGAAAGUGUGGGGGAGAAAGUAAGAGAAGAAAUGGGGAAUGCAUCACUUCAGUCUCGCUUCCAAUUCGUCACCAGACGUUGGCUUGAUAUCUUCAUUCCCUCUGUGAACAGAAGAGAAGACAGACAGGCCUCCAGGAAGAGCUCCAUCUCUGUUUAUCACCAGGAGUUCAUGUGCAGGCCAUGUCUCUCGUCUUUUACUGCCCCUGCCUCCUCUUUCAUGACUCUGGCAGGCUUGACUGCAUCUAUCACACAGCGCCAUCACCUGACAACUUAAUGGUGAUCUACAGCUCCUCACUUCUUGCUGUGGGGAAGCCGUCAGUGACCCAAAGUGAAGGCUGGGACCGACUGUAGCUCCACAGCCUUGCGCUGCACUUUCUGUGCCAAGUUUGGUAACAUUUGGUUCCUUUUUUUUAUAUCUGAGUCUUGUCUCUGUUUAUGAAGUCACUUAUACUGCCCUUAUAUUUCCAUCUCUGUGCCUUUUUUAAAUGUGCCGUCUCUGUGACAUUCCUCCCUCAUUAAAGGAACAGUGUGUAGGA